Prunus armeniaca (apricot) is the source of this 1050-nucleotide messenger RNA. Lineage: Eukaryota; Viridiplantae; Streptophyta; Magnoliopsida; Rosales; Rosaceae. The record is from the annotation of a GenBank genome assembly.
AUGGUGAAGGAAUCAAUGAGAAAGUGUUCGCAUUGCGGGCACAACGGGCAUAACUCUAGGACGUGCAACAACAAUGGCCAUGGCCAUGGACAAAAUAAAGGGGUUUGCUUGAAGCUUUUCGGCGUAAACAUUAUGGAGAAAGAAGAUGAUGCGAUGAAGAAGAGUUACAGCAUGGGCAAUCUGCAGGCGGCAGGCAAUGCAGACCACAACAACAACGUUGUUACAAUUGAUCACGAUGCCGGCUAUCUGUCCGACGGCCUCAUUCACAACAAGAGACACAAAGCCGCCCAUGAGAGAAAAAAAGGGAGGCCGUGGACCGAGGAAGAGCACCGGGUGUUUCUAGCUGGUUUGAAGAAGCUUGGGAAAGGAGAUUGGAGAGGAAUAGCAAGAAAUUUUGUCACCACCAGAACCCCAACUCAGGUUGCUAGUCAUGCACAAAAAUAUUUCCUCAGGCAGGCUACAUAUGAUAAGAGAAAACGCAGAUCAAGCCUCUUUGACAUGCAAUUUAAAGAACUCUCUGAUCAGGGUCAUCAAGAUUCUCCAAUUUCACCAACAAGAACAGCUACAGAAACUUCAUCAGAGGGUAGCAGCUCUAAAGUACUGCCACAGAAGAUUAAUACAGCUAAUAGCUCACCACCAAAGGCAAGCGUUCCGUCUCAGAUUCUAAACCGAUUUCCACAUCUAUGUUUGGAUAGCCCCCCAGCUGCUCCAGUGUCUCCACCUUGCAAUGUUCCAAAUUACCCUGCCGUCCCAUACAUGAUGGGAAUUCCCGAAAAUGUCCCAUACGCCCCAAUGAUGCACUUUGCCAGACCAAGCUACCACUACAUGAUCAAAACACAUGGUAACUUUGCUACUUGUGCACCUGUUAUUUCUCACCCUUCUGGAAUUCCAUCACCAAGGUCUCUUCCAAGCAGUCCAUCUAUGGCCGGCCGUAUCGGUAUAAGCUCACCGGCUGAAAAAGAUGCUCUAGAGCUUAAAAUUGGGCAGCCUCAACCAUCUCAAGGAGCCAAUUUGUCUUCCCCUACUUCUGGUGCCAUCAGAGUGACAUAG